CUCCUGUCCGGUCUCAUCUACGGACACUCGCCAAACCAGUGCCAAAAGCACAGGGUCUAAAGACAUAUGUGUACAGCCUAAAAUUUACUUUUACCUAUACCUCACAUUUAAAAGAGAACGACCUUUUCAAACUUGGACAAGAGUGAAAACUUAUUGAAGACACUGAAAAGCGGGCAAACAUCUACAGGUGUCUGAGCUUGAGGAGGCACGAGACUGACGGAGGACCGCACGCGCCAGGCGCGAGCAAAAAGAAGCGGCCCUCAGGACCCCCGGCCCGUAAAAGCGUCACAGUGAAAAAAAAGAGCGUGAGAGAGAGGGGAUAGAGAGAGGGAGGGAGAGAGAGCAAUAGAUAGUGUGCGAGAGACGCGGCCGUCCCAAGAAUGAUGUCCUACAUAAAGCAGCCCCAUUAUGCUGUGAACGGGUUAACACUGUCCGCCUCAGGAAUGGACCUGCUCCACACCGCCGUCGGCUACCCAGCCACUCCGAGGAAGCAGCGUCGAGAGCGCACUACCUUCACACGCACACAACUGGACAUUCUGGAAGCUCUGUUUACCAAAACCCGCUACCCAGACAUAUUCAUGAGAGAAGACGUGGCUCUGAAAAUCAACCUCCCAGAGUCCAGAGUUCAGGUGUGGUUUAAAAACCGACGUGCUAAAUGCCGCCAACAGCAGCAGCAGACCAGCGGUCAGCCGAAGCCCCGUCCCCCCAAAAAGAAGUCCUCCCCAGCACCUGAACUGACCUCUGACACUGUUGCCAGCUCCUCUGUGGCAGCUGUCCCUGCCCCAGCCAUGCCCUCUAGUGUCAGCAACGGCACCGCACCAGUUUCGGUGUGGAGUCCCACCUCUCUAUCCCCCCUUUCUGAUCCAUUGUGUGGCUCUGGCACACCCUGCAUGCAGCGCCCAGCCCACUAUCCCAUGAGUUACGGUCAGCCCUCUGCUUACAGCCAGGGUUACAGCUCCUCUCCUUACUUCAGUGGCCUGGAUUGCAGCCCGUACCUCUCUCCCAUGACCACUCAGCUGUCAGCCAGUGGGGGUGCUCUGUCUCCCCUCACUGUACCCUCCAUGGGUGGCUCGCUCAGCCAGUCACCCUCCCUCACCUCCCAAGGAUAUGGCUCCACCUCACUGGGUUUCAGUUCCGUAGACUGCCUGGACUACAAGGACCAGCAGGCCUGGAAACUCAACUUCAGCACUGUUGACUGCCUCGACCAUAAAUUCCAGGUGCUGUAGAAGAGAGAAUGAGGAAGUGAAGAACAAGAGCAAGAGGAAAGGAGAAAUUGGAGAACAGUGUGGAGAGAAAGAAGAAUAAAUGAAAUAGAGCUAUUGCUUGACAUGCUAAAGACAUUUUGAUAAUGAGCAGGACUGAAUCAGAAGGGUUUUUAGAGAAGUAAAGGGAUGCCUAUUCUGGAACAGGUGAAGGCUGUUCCUCUAUAAUGCAGAUCUGCUCUGUGAUUGUUUGAGGAUGAAGGGACCCCUCGAGUCUACUGCUCAGUCAUCAUUAUUAGUCAUUAACACACACACACACACACACACACACACACACACACACACACACACACACACACACACACACACACACACACACACAUGUUGUGUUUCCAUGUUUUAUGGGGACUUUCCAUAGACAUAAUGGUUUUUAUACUGUACAAACUUUAUAUUCUAUCCCCUAAACCUAACCCUAUCCCUAAACCUAACCAUCACAGAAAACUUUCUGCAUUUUUAGAUUUUCAUAAAAAAUAAUUUAGUAUGAUUUAUAAGCUGUUUUCCUCAUGGGGACUGACAAAAUGUCCCCACAAGGUCAAAAAUUUCGGGUUUUACUAUCCUUAUGGGGACAUUUGGUCCCCACAAAGUGAUAAAUACACGCUCACACACACACACACACACACACACACACACACACACACACACACACACACACACACACACUCAAACAUAAUCUAAUAGCUACUCUUUUUCACAACACAUUGCAAGUACAUAUGCACUAACACACACACACACACACACACACACACAUACACACUCUCUCAAACACAAUCUAAUAGCUACUCUUUUUCACAACACAUUACAAGUAUAUAUGCACUAACACACACACACAGGCAUCUUUAGCUUACUACACACAAGUAAUCACACAAAGAGAUACAGGCAUGCAUGUAUUUGGUGUGGAACUUCUUGGUUUUUCUGCAGUUACAAGUUGCUCUCUGUGGGACAAAGUUGUUCUUUCUUCUUAUAUUUUUUCAUAUGUUUGGUUUGGGUUGUCUGUAUUCGCGAGGCAUUAGGAGUUCCUGUGUUGUGCUUUUAGCUUGCUGUUAUUUAUGUAUUGUUCAAUUAUGUUAACUUAUAACAAAUAAUGUCAUUUUCUGUUAGUUUGAGUUACAGUAAUCAUUACUAAUUAAACUUCAUUUACAGUAAUGGCAUUAUGUGCUCUUGAUCUAUAUUUUCUAUUUGGGUGAUUUUGUGUUGAAAA
Xyrauchen texanus (razorback sucker) is the source of this 2460-nucleotide messenger RNA. Its product is annotated as homeobox protein otx5-like. Gene Ontology annotation, molecular function: RNA polymerase II cis-regulatory region sequence-specific DNA binding; DNA-binding transcription factor activity, RNA polymerase II-specific. The coding region runs from base 381 to 1226 and encodes 281 amino acids. The transcript is spliced from 3 exons. Gene Ontology annotation, biological process: multicellular organism development; regulation of transcription by RNA polymerase II. NCBI's taxonomy places the organism in Eukaryota, Metazoa, Chordata, Actinopteri, Cypriniformes, Catostomidae. Gene Ontology annotation, cellular component: nucleus. The record is from RefSeq and is a predicted model, not a curated record.